CAGACAGGGCAUGGCAGUUUUAGUUGAACGUUGUUUUUCUUACAGUGGAGACGUGCAAGACCACGCUCUGUAAAUUAGCGCAUACUUUUUUGUUUUGAAGUUUAGUUUAAAGGCUCCCAUAUGAACGAUGGACGGAUUUUACCAGUACCCUGUUUUCUUUGGGUGCCACAAGGAUCUCAGAGAGCAGACGAAGAAAGUGGAAAGAUAUUUCCGUGUCCGUCGGCGAUCAGGCGGAGGAGACAGCGGUCCUCUGACAACCGUGGCUGAAAACGUCUACAGCAUAACUUUCAGAAAUCAGAAAGAUCAGCAGGAAGUACUUAGGAGAACCGAGCAUGUUUUGGACCUCGCGGGUGUUCGUCUUGUGCUCACUGUCCGGGACAGCCUGGAGCCUCCCACCUCCACCCACACCACUAACUCCACACCUGCAGCAGAGAACCCUCAAUCCACUCCUGCUUCAUCUGCUCCUCCAAGUGGUGAAGAGGAUGAACCACAACUUGAUAAUUAUGUGUCUUAUUACAUGAAGGAAAGUGAAAACACAGAGACAGACCUGAACAAAGACUUCACCUCUGUGUGCUGUUCUCAGCCUCACCCAGCAGAAGGGAACGCUUUAGCCAGAUGCAGAAGACAUGUCAGGUUUCAUUGAGAAUAUGUCACCUUUAAGUUUGAGUGAAGGAAACACAGUAGUAGCCAGCUACAGCCUUAGUGAUGGGCUCCAGGUGGUGGUGUGUGAGGGUGACAUCACCAGUCUGGAUGCUGACGUCCUGGUGAAUGCUGCUAAUGAGGAUUUGGACCACAGUGAAGGGGUUGCUGCUGCGCUGAGUCAAGCAGGUGGUCCUGAUGUGCAGUGUGACAGUGAUGCUUUAGUGAAGCACAAUGGAAAAAUUCCUACAGGGGAAGUAGUAGUGACCACAGGCGGUAACUUGAAAUGCAAGAAACUUCUGCAUGCUGUGGGGCCUGUGGGUGGAGAAGCAGGAGGCAGAGAGAGAAUCUUACUGGAAAGAACUGUCCAACAUGCCCUUAAUUUAGCAGAAAUGAUGAAGUUCAAGUCCAUCGCCAUGCCGUGUAUCAGCUCAGGCGUGCAUGGUGUUCCUGUCACAGUGUGCUCUGAGGCUAUUGCAACUGCUGUUAAAGAGUUUAGUAGUCGGCGUGAUCGCAGUCUGAGCAGAAUAAUACUGAUAGAUGACAGAGGAAAGGUGGUGAGGGCCAUGCAGGAGGCGUGUGACAGGAUUCUUGAAGGGAUAAGUAACAGAAACAAUGUGGCAAGUGAUGUGGAGUUUCCGGUGGAUGCUGAUAGCCAAGAUGCAGAAAGACGAGCUGCUGCUGGAGCUCCUGGAGGCAGAAUCUGUGUAGAGAUUGUUCAGGGGACCAUUGAAACACAGCAGGUUGAUGCACUGGCAUCUCCAAUGGUCGGCAAUGAUCCCCUGUCGACCCGUGUUGGGAACAUUUUAAACAAGAUGGUUGGUUCUCAGAUGACCUCAUUGUUUAGAAAGGCACGAGGAGAUGAAAGUCUCCCUGGUGACUCGGUACUGUUGGAGGGGUUGGCUGGACUUCCAUCUGAUGCAGUACUCUUCGUCAACCUCAUUCCCUGGAAUGAUGACCUAGAUGGAACUGCAGUGGAGGUUCUCAGACUGGGCAUCAACAACAUCCUGACUUCCUGUGAGGAGAGAGGGUUUGGAUCUGUUGCUCUGCCUGUACUCGGAGCUGGGAUUGCCCUGCGUUUUCCUGACAGUGUGGUAGCCAAGAUUUUACUGGAGCAGGUUAAUGCAUUUCAGCAGAACCGGGCCAGCAGCACACCGCUUGUGGUUCGCAUUGUCAUUCACCCUGAUGCCAGUGAGGUUCUGCAGGCCUUUAAAUUUGUCCAAGAAGCCUUGGAAGUCUGGCAAGACCAAAAUCAAGCACCGACUACAAAGAGGCUCAUCCUGCUGGGGAAAACUGGAAGUGGGAAAAGUCACCUGGGUAACAGCAUAUUUGGAGAAGAUCUUUUCACUGCAUACCACUCUCCUAACUCUGGAACUACAGUAUGCCAGGCAGAGACCACGUCUGUCAAUGGAAGGAGCCUCACUUUGAUCGACACCCCUGGUUUCUUUGACACGGAGAAGUCUGAGGAGGAUCUAAAGCCUGAGAUAAUGAGUUGUAUGACAGAGUGCUCCCCUGGGCCCCAUGCUUUCCUCAUUGUACUGAAAGUGGACAAAUUCACACAGCAGGAGCAGGAAGUUGUCAGUAAAAUAUGCCAAUAUUUCUCAGAAGAUGCUUUAAAAUAUGCUGUGGUUGUCUUCACACAUGGGAACCAGCUGCCUGAAGGGAUGAAAAUUGAAGAGUUUGUCAGUCAGAACCAGAAGCUGAGUGAUCUAGUGGAGAGAUGUGGUGGCCGGUGCCAUGUUUUUGAUAGUAAAUACUGGAAAAACAAUGAGCCCAAUAAUUACAGGAGCAACUGUUUCCAGUUGGAGGCUUUACUCUGUACAAUAGAUGAGAUGGUGAUGGAAAAAAAUGGAGGCUACUACACCAAUGAUGUUCUGCAGAAUGUGGAGAAACAAAUACAGAAACAGGAGGAGCAAAUAAGAGAGUCAUCAGGAAACUUCUCCCCAGAUGAGAUCAGAAAACAGGCUAAAACCAAUGUCACUAAUGAACUUUUGAUCCAGUUGGCAGGGAUGGCAACAGGAGCUUUGCUGGGGGCCUUUUUUGGUGUAGCAGCCAUGGUUGAAGCUGUUAUAAGCACAGUGAGAAAUCCAUUAGAUAUAGUGAGGCUUGUGAAAAAUAUCCCAGCUUUGGCACCUGCAGCAGCUGCAGUAGAAGGACAGGUAGUACUAGCUGCUGGAGUGAUAGCCGGUGUGGGGGCGGCUACUGCAGGAGGGGUAAUGGGUGGUGUCAUCGGGUAUAAAGCAGCUGAGGGAGCAAAAUCACCAAUGGAGGCAGCAAAGAGGGCAUAUCAGGAUGUCUUAAAGAAAAUAAAAAAAAUGCUACGUUAAAGAUGCGUUAAUGGAUGUUUAACGACCUUCUUGUUGUUUCCUGGACGUCAUUCUGUGCCUUUUGACUGUUGUAUGAUGAACAUUUUUAUCUGUCCAGUACUACAGUUACACAGCUCUGGUGUAAAUGAUCCAGUGCAAUCCAAGCAGGCAUCUAAUGCAACUUUAUAGAGUCCUGGUAGAAGUCGAGUCCGUACUUGCAUCAGGCAGAUCUGGAGAACUGGUUUAAUCAGUUCAGUGCAGAACCUCAAAGGAAGGUUUUAUUCCUGCUUCAUUUUGCCAAAUCUAUACACCACAAAAAGACAGUUUUAGGAAAACUGAAAGCACUGCAAAAGAUAAAUAUGUUACUGUUAUAAAUUGUUUUAUUAUUAUUAUUAUUAUUAAUAAUAAUAAUUAAUUUAUUUUUAUUUAGUCUUUUUGUUCUUGGUGCACUUUCAAGUUUAAAACUGUUUCUGCUGCUCUGAAGGUGUGAAUAAAGUGCAAUUGUAAAGUUACCAAAUACUGUAUUUUAUUACAUGGGGGGUGUAAUCACAGCAUUUUAAUGCAACAUAAUGUGUCUCUGUUAAAGCUGCAUCCCAAAACUAGGAUAUUUUAGAUAUUAUUUAUCCAUACAGAGUGAAUGUGACAGUCAUUACUUCAUAAACUAUUUUCUCUUCCACAUGAUCCAAAUGGAUUUUUACCCCAAAAGAUCUGAUUGACUUAUAAAGACUUAAUGAAUGUUUAACCUUUGCUAUGUAAAAUAAGUUGAUUUAUUCUGUUUUUACUCUUUCAGUUUGCAUAUUGUUUUAGUUUGUCUACUUUUUCUCAGUUUUCAACUGUGAUUAUAUAAAAGUUUACAGCUUAUAGGACUGUUCAUGGAUGUUUUCAAGCAUGUGAUCUGACUAAGAUACGCUUGGAUGAGGGGAAUAUCUUUCAUUAAUUCUUUGGUUUGCAUUUCAGUUAUGCAUAACUUUAUAGCCUUGGUUCACUUUGAUUAAAUUUCCGAUGAAUCUUUUCUCAAAUUUUGUUGCUUGUUUGUUCUGUUACAUGUUUUUUUUUAAGCUGCACUUCUU
Messenger RNA from Melanotaenia boesemani (Boeseman's rainbowfish), 4015 nucleotides. RefSeq lists its product as uncharacterized. The coding region runs from base 627 to 2966 and encodes 779 amino acids. The record is from RefSeq and is a predicted model, not a curated record. NCBI's taxonomy places the organism in Eukaryota, Metazoa, Chordata, Actinopteri, Atheriniformes, Melanotaeniidae. Gene Ontology annotation, molecular function: GTP binding. The transcript has 8 exons.